This is a messenger RNA of Loa loa (African eye worm), 365 nucleotides long. Its product is annotated as WD40-like Beta Propeller Repeat family protein. The record is from RefSeq and is a predicted model, not a curated record. The transcript has 2 exons. Lineage: Eukaryota; Metazoa; Nematoda; Chromadorea; Rhabditida; Onchocercidae. Bases 53 to 346 code for a protein of 97 amino acids.
GUACUUUUGCAGAUAUAAUGCUGUUGAACUGGUUGAUACACAAAUAUUUCUGAUGCAUACUGACGGAAGUGGUUUGAGGCGACUGACGAAAAGUGGGACAAAUUUGUGGCCCACAUUUCUGACCAAUAAACGAGUUUUAUUUACUUCAAAUGGCAUUUUAAAUGAUACAUUCAACAUUUUUGCUGUUAACAUUGAUGGAAGCGAACUAGAACAGGUCACCGCUGAUCGUGAUUAUAAGAAUUUUUAUCCUGCAGUUUCUCAUGAUAGCUUGAAAUUGCUGUGGAGUCGAAGUACCAUUAACGCACAACAGCUGGAUUUGUAUAUGGCAUUAAUUGACAGAAUUUGAAGUUUGUUAUGAAGUGGGA